Gastrolobium bilobum is the source of this 1161-nucleotide messenger RNA. RefSeq names its product AT-hook motif nuclear-localized protein 20-like. Gene Ontology annotation, cellular component: nucleus. The transcript has 3 exons. Gene Ontology annotation, molecular function: minor groove of adenine-thymine-rich DNA binding; DNA-binding transcription factor activity. NCBI's taxonomy places the organism in Eukaryota, Viridiplantae, Streptophyta, Magnoliopsida, Fabales, Fabaceae. The record is from RefSeq and is a predicted model, not a curated record. The coding region runs from base 1 to 1161 and encodes 386 amino acids.
AUGACUAUGAUAAGGGUCAUGUUGGAGGAGAUAAGGGCUGGUCCUGGUGUUGGUCAGUUCCCACCUCCACCGCCACCACCGCCUCUACCUCCACCUAGUAUGCAGGACGAGAGCCAGAGCCAUGUUGAGGGCACUGGUCAUACUACUGGGGUGAUAGAACCCUAUGUGGAGCCUGCUGAGGAUCGCGAUGUGAACUGUGCAUUGAUUGAAUGUUGUGCCAAACGAGUGGUAAUGUCUCUGGUUGAUUCUACAGCCAGUUCCUCGCCAUAUAUUUCUCAAUCUUCAGCAACUCUGGCUAAUCCAUGGUGGACGGGUCAGGUGGGGUUAGCAGGGGUAGACCCUGCAACCAAUUCACCUUCUUUGAACAAAAGAAGCCACACAGAGCUUUCAAUCAACGAAAGCAACAACAACAACAACAAUAGAGACGAAGAUGAUGAAGACAGAGACAACUGUGAUGAACCAAAAGAAGGUGCAGUUGAAGUUGGAAACAGAAGACCAAGAGGGAGACCCCCAGGUUCCAAAAACAAGCCAAAACCACCAAUCUUUGUAACAAGGGAUAGUCCAAACUCUCUUAGAAGCCAUGUUAUGGAGGUAGCUGGUGGUGCUGAUGUAGCUGAAAGUGUUGCUCAGUUUGCAAGGAGGCGUCAACGUGGUGUUUGUGUUCUCAGUGGAAGUGGCUCUGUUGCAAACGUUACUCUUAGACAACCUGCAGCACCUGGUGCUGUUGUUGCACUUCAUGGAAGGUUUGAGAUUUUGUCCUUAACUGGGGCAUUCUUACCAGGACCUGCCCCUCCUGGUGCCACAGGUCUCACAGUGUACCUUGCUGGAGGACAGGGUCAAGUUGUUGGAGGAAGUGUUGUUGGGUCUUUAGUUGCUGCAGGACCUGUUAUGGUUAUUGCUGCAACUUUUGCUAAUGCUACUUAUGAAAGAUUGCCCCUUGAGGAUGAUGAUGAGGGUGGUGGUGGUGGUGGUAGCAGUGCCGUGCAAGGUGGUGGAGCUUUGGGAGGUUCUCCGCCACCGGGAAUUGGAAGUAGUGGUGGUCAAUUGCAAGCUACUCUUCAAGAUCCAUCAUCUUUGCCUUUGUAUAAUCUUCCACCAAAUCUUCUUCCCAAUGGAGGGCAUGAAGCUUUUGCUUGGGGUCAUGGACGGCCACCUUAUUGA